This is a messenger RNA of Ornithodoros turicata, 1056 nucleotides long. RefSeq lists its product as uncharacterized. The record is from RefSeq and is a predicted model, not a curated record. The transcript has a single exon. Bases 1 to 1056 code for a protein of 351 amino acids. NCBI's taxonomy places the organism in Eukaryota, Metazoa, Arthropoda, Arachnida, Ixodida, Argasidae.
AUGCUGGCACCUUUCACCGUAUGCGCAAGAAUAUUCUUCCAGUUGUUGUGGAAACGAAAGGUUGGUUGGGAUGACAUACUGCCCAUAGAACUUCAACCAACAUGGAAUCAGUGGUGUGCAGAGUUGUUGCACCUGCAAGAUUUGAAAGUAUCAAGGUACAGCGGGCAGGACAAGGAUGCAGAUGUCGUGUUCACGGAGAUACAUAUAUACUGUGAUGCAAGCCCCGCAGCUUAUGGAGCGGUAUCAUAUACAGUUAUGGAAGAUUCCAGUGGUACAAAGAGCCCAACAAUGAUAAUGGCGAAGUCUAGGCUCGCACCGAUAAAAGAACUGACGGUUCCACGGCUCGAGUUGAUGGCAUGGCUGGUAGGAGCAAGACUAGCUUCCUACAUCACAGAAAAGAUUCAAGUCACUCCAGUUCGACGACACCUGUGGACAGAUUCCAAAAUCGCGCUUUGCUGGAUACGUGGAGAUCCACAAAGAUGGAAACAAUUCGUCCACAAUCGAGUAAAAGAAAUUCAUGAGCGCACGAGGACAACAGAAUGGGGAUACUGUGACAGUAAAGAAAACCCAGGAGAUUUGUUAACAAGAGGAAUCUCCGCACGAAAGUUGAUCGAAAGCAAGACGUGGUGGUCAGGACCAAGCUGGCUGUCUGAGGAUGAAAGCGAAUGGCCUGGUGGCAGCUCAGAUGGUGACUUUGCAAAAGACGAACUAGAGGAAAAGGAAUCAAGACACGUAUUGCAGACAGUAACGACGGUGACAGACGAAGUCAUCGACAUGCGAAGGUUCAGUACCCUGAAGAAACUGCACAAAGUCAUGGCCUGGGUUUUCAGAUUCACCGAAAAAGCGCGGAAAAGAAGUCGCCAAAGCGGACCGUUGACAGCGCAGGAAUUAAGAAUAGCGGAGGAACAGUGCGUGAAAACUGUGCAAGCAAACGCGUUCCCAGAGGAAAUAGCAGCUGUGCGAAGCAAGAAACCGCUCCCGAUGAGGUCAAAGUUACAAGGCAGCAUGCUGUUCGUGGACGGAAAAGGCCUUCUCAGGUCAACAGGCCGAUUGUAG